Truncatella angustata is the source of this 1308-nucleotide messenger RNA. RefSeq lists its product as uncharacterized. Lineage: Eukaryota; Fungi; Ascomycota; Sordariomycetes; Amphisphaeriales; Sporocadaceae. Gene Ontology annotation, cellular component: nucleus. Gene Ontology annotation, biological process: positive regulation of transcription by RNA polymerase II; mitotic cell cycle. Gene Ontology annotation, molecular function: DNA-binding transcription factor activity, RNA polymerase II-specific; RNA polymerase II cis-regulatory region sequence-specific DNA binding. Bases 1 to 1308 code for a protein of 435 amino acids. The record is from RefSeq and is a predicted model, not a curated record. The transcript is spliced from 4 exons.
AUGAGCCGCGCUAGAAGGAAUUGGACGGAGAAGGAAGAUAAUCUUUUGCGAGAUUUGGUGCAGAAAGAGUUAGAAGACGAUCGACCAGUGCUCUGGCGUGAAUUAGCUAAGCACAUCCCCGGCCGGUCGAAUAAAGAUUGCCGCAAGAGAUGGUGGAAUAGUCUGGCGGGUGGAACAGUGAAAGGAGCUUGGUCACCUGAAGAAGAUCAACGUCUGACUGACGCUGUGAAGAAGUUCGGGACGAAUUGGCCACAGGUCGCUGCCGUCGUAGGCUCACGCUGUGGAGAUCAAUGCUCCAGUCAUUGGCGCCAGGUGCUAAACCCUGACAUCAAUUAUUGCGACUGGACUGGAGACGAGGACGAAAAGCUGCUUGCCGCCGUUCAUACCUACGGCACCAAUUGGUCCCGCAUUGCGUCGUUUCAUGAACCUCAGCGAACCACUCUGGCGCUGAAGAACCGAUACUGGAAACUGCGACUGAAGAGUCAAAGCGGUACUAAAUCACCAUCCACGAAGUCGCCCUCGCAGCCCGCAGUCAAAAUGAAAACCCAGCAGGGGACUCUCAAGUUGAUGCGAACAGCCGCACCAGAUGAGAGCGACGAUGAUGACGAUGAUGAUGGCGAUGAGGGAGGGAGAUAUGAGUUUGAUGAAAGCGAUUCGGAAGAAAUGGACUUGGUAACAGAUAUGAAUGCUCGAUACGACGAGCUGCCGCAUUCGCAGACUGAAUGGGCGAGCAGUUGCGCAUCGCCAUCCAAGGCAAAUGCAGCGACAACACCCCGCAUGUGCAUGGGUUAUUUAGAUGUGAUGGUGCCUAAGGACAGGAUCCAGCUAAGCAAUUCUGCACUCGAAGGACAAUGGAUGGAAGGGAUGGCUGCGCAUAUGACAAGCAACACCUCGACCCCUCUAUAUCUUAACGACGGCUUUCUCGGCCCUACCGAGCAUGAUAGCGCCAACCAAGACUAUACAAGUAUCCCAUCUGUGGCACAACGAGGAGAAGGCUCGAUGGACAUGGACUUCAGCAAUUUGACCGAAAGUCUUGGUCUGGGCUCUCACGCCUUCAAGGGGUAUGACGUUUCAGUAGGACAAAAACCCUCCUUCUCUUUCCCAGUGGCGAAUCAGAGCAUGGGAAAUUCUGGAAUCAUCCCAAUUGAUCCAUCGGUUACGGACACUGCUUUGAAGGAGAAGUCUUCUGAAAGGGUCUCGCAUCAAGUUUCAAUCAACUUUUCGUGCACGACUGGAGAACUGAGCAAUAUAAUGUGUCUCCUUGCAAGCAUAGGUCUGGUGGUGAAUAUGAAGAUUGACACGCAAUAG